AAAAGAUGAUACUGUAUGCAGAGAAUAGAAUGUGCAGAUACAGAACAAGAAGAUUUGUGAGGGGGUGAGAGAGAGAGAGAGGAAAUCUUAAAUCUCUGACUAAAGAGGCAUGAGAUCCAAUACAAUUAUUCCAUGAAAAUCUCCAAACCCCUUUUUCCUUGAGUCCACAUGGGCGGCACGGCAUGUGCAAUUCUAUAUUAGGCCUAAUCGGUUUCAAUUCAGCAACAUCUGUUUUUAUCUUCACGUGCUCUGUUUCUGCUCUGCUCUGCUCUGCUCUCAAUAUAUUGAUUCUCUUUGUCUUUUCCUCUGCAAUUCUCAUCUUUCUAGGCAAUUAGCUCAAUUCUGGGUUUUUUUGAUUUAGUGAUCAGAGAGAGUUUGAUUAGUUCUCUUUGUGGGUACCUACGUUUGUUUGUUGGGUUCUCAAUGGAAAACAAGAAGCAAGUGGGUUCAUCAAAAUUUUCAUCAUUCACUACAGAUCUCUUUGGUGCCAAGGACUCGUCAUCCCCACCGUCUUCCACUGGGAUUUUCGCUUCUAUUUUUCCACCUCCAUCCACGGUUGUAGGGAGAAACUCCUCAAACUCUGAGCUCAUUGGAUACAAGCAAAGGCAGUCUUCGGGGAGUCAGGCGUGGAACGCCAAACAAGGAACUGCAGAUUAUAUGACUAAAAACAGUGAAGGAGCAAGUAGCUGUGCAUACAACAAGGAAAGAAGUCCAAUCUUUCAGGAAAGAGUAGAACCAUGUCCUCUAAGUUCAUCUCUCUACUAUGGUGGGCAAGAAGAUAUGUACGUUCAGUCUUCAAGUGCUCAAACGUCAGCAUCGUACCCUCCGUUCAAAAAAGAUGGGGCAGAAGAUGAUCCCAAUGGAAACAGUUCAUAUACUGCUUCUAGAGGAAAUUGGUGGCAAGGGUCACUUUAUUAUUAAGACUUUGCUCCCAAGGAAUUCCUGAAACAGUGGAAGCAGUUUGAUUUGGAUUUCCUUUUAUGGAGGAUAAGUACUAGUCGUAGAUAGCUUCCUGUGGACAGAACUUGGAGCUUUUAUCAUGGGUUCUCCCAGUCACAUGGAACAAGGACUUUAUAUAAUAGGGUUGUGUUUUUUAUUUUUCUUUCCAAAUUAUAGUUUUUGCUUGAAAAGAUGGUUAAGAGAUGGGGGUAACACUUGUUACUGCUCUCUACUCCACUCCUUAUGUAAUUGAUUGGGUUUAUGGUGUUUUAAGAACUAGUAAUUAAUGAGUUUAUCAGGU
Molecule: messenger RNA, 1240 nt
Organism: Ilex paraguariensis (yerba mate)
Lineage: Eukaryota; Viridiplantae; Streptophyta; Magnoliopsida; Aquifoliales; Aquifoliaceae
Source: the annotation of a GenBank genome assembly